Messenger RNA from Fulvia fulva, 1683 nucleotides. Its product is annotated as O-acetyltransferase PaAT-1. Gene Ontology annotation, cellular component: membrane. The transcript has a single exon. The record is from RefSeq and is a predicted model, not a curated record. NCBI's taxonomy places the organism in Eukaryota, Fungi, Ascomycota, Dothideomycetes, Mycosphaerellales, Mycosphaerellaceae. Gene Ontology annotation, biological process: polysaccharide biosynthetic process. Gene Ontology annotation, molecular function: acyltransferase activity, transferring groups other than amino-acyl groups. The coding region runs from base 1 to 1683 and encodes 560 amino acids.
AUGCCAGAAAUGCAUGGGCUCCGUAGGAGCAUCGAACAACGAGUCUUACCAGAAGGCCUCACGACUCACGACGACCUCGAACGAAACGACACCAACUACGCCCUCGAAAAUGAGCACCUCCUCUCACCACCAGCUCACGCCCUCACCAACACCACAAACCCCACCAUCCCACCACGGAGAGACACCGCCUUCCUCGACGGCCUCCGCGGCCUCUGCGCAGUCUUCGUCAUGAACCAACACUUCAUCGCCGGCUUCAGCGCCUUCUCCCCGCACGAAAUGGGCUUCGGUGAACAAGGGCACUACAGCCUCGCCACGCUGCCCGUCCUGCGCGUAGCGUUCUCCGGCGGCGACAUGGCCGUCGUUGUUUUCUUCGUCUUAUCUGGGUACGUUCUGAGCAUAGGACCUUUGCACAAGAUCCAGCAGCAGCAGACGCGGGAGUGCAGGAAGGGACUGUUGAGUGCGGUGAUUAGACGGCCUGUGAGGUUGUAUGUGCCGCCGCUGGUGAUAUCGUUGGGAGUUGCGCUGUUGCUGCAUGUGCCUGGGCCGUUGAUGUUGCCGACGGGGUUCCAUAGGCCGAGGGAUAGUGUGGGCGAAGAGCUGAAGUUUUUUGUCAAGAUCAGCAUCACUUACUUCUCGCUGUUUCAUGAGCAUGGAGCGCAUCUGUUCUCGUAUCCAUACAAUAUUGUUAUGUGGACGCUGCCGAUUGAGUUGGAGGGCAGCUUGUUGGUGUAUGGGGUGUUGCUAGGACUUUCGAUGAUCUGUUCAGGACCAGAUCCGAAGAGGCCUACGAUGGUGGCCGUGUUGAUCUUUGGUGUCAGUGUAGUCAUGCUGCAGAAUGGCUGGUACUGGAGCAUGUCCAACUUCCUGUUCGGGAUCGGCCUCGCUAUGCUAGAUACCUGGUCGAUUGGUGAGUACAUCUCAACCACCCUACGGCGGCUCGACUGGAUGAAGACGCCUCGAGCCAUUUCCCAGGAUAUGUCGACCAUUGGCGAAGUGCUUUCAGACAUCUCGAGCCCAAUCAGGAGGCGAAGCUCGAUCAUGGCAUCGAAAUUGCUUCCCAAGACGAUCUUGCAGCGCUUGCCAACACAAGGGGAGCGCCACGAGGCAGCCCAGCACACCUUCUACCACACCGUUUGCUUUGUCAUCGGCUGGUACCUCCUAGCUCAACCAUCAGCCUCCGGUCACCGACAACACGUCACCAAUACGCCCGGCUGGAAGUGGCUCGCCAGUCUCAUCCCAUCUGCAUAUGACGAUGGCCACUACUACCGCUACUGGCAAAGUUACGGCGCUCUGCUCUUCAUCUAUGCACUUCUGCGAACUCCCUGGCUUCAGCGGUUCUUCCAGAGUCGAACGUUGCGCUUCUUUGGCUAUGUCAGCUUCAUGCUCUAUCUGACUCAUCUCCCAUGGUUCAGGAUCUUUCCGGAUCGGUUCUCGAGUCUGUUGGCUGGCAGGGACUGCGAGGAGGUGGACCGAGGAGGUAUGUGGGAUGUAAAGUGGAGUGGAAUUCCAGACUGGGGUCCGAACGCUAUGAGUCUGAGGGUUUGGGUAUACAUUGCAGUGACUUGGCCAAUGAAUUUCGGCCUGGCGUGGUUUGCUACCAAGUGGGUUGAUCAGCCGAGCGUGAGGUUGGGCAAGUGGAUUACCACCAGGAUCGGUCUAGAGAAGAACAAAUCUGGCACGUAG